Molecule: messenger RNA, 4280 nt
Organism: Esox lucius (northern pike)
Lineage: Eukaryota; Metazoa; Chordata; Actinopteri; Esociformes; Esocidae
Gene: gtpbp2a
Product: GTP binding protein 2a
Exons: 12
Coding region: 559-2391 (610 amino acids)
Biological process (GO): translational elongation
Molecular function (GO): GTP binding; translation elongation factor activity; GTPase activity
Source: RefSeq, a predicted model, not a curated record
GCUGUGUGCUAAGCUUCCGCUACUUUAUUUGGUGUGUCGUGGUGUAUGCGUCCAUUGAUGGUGACAAAAAUAUCUGCGGUCAAUUUUGAGAAGAAGAAGUCAUUUGCACUUAAAUAAAUUGUGGUAUUCGAUAAUAGGUCUUGCUGCCGGGUAGCCUAAUUAAUAUUCGUAGACAUCUAAAAUUUCAACAGGGAUAACUCAAAUAAAAAGUAUUUUUCACAAUUUAUGUUCAUGUUAAUUGCUAGCCAUCAAAUCCCCCACCCGUGAUUAAGAAUUGUUAAGUCCGUAGCGUGGACAGAUUUCAAGUCGAGUAAACUCUCUUUUAUCGCCACAUCCUCUCUGUCUGCUGUCAACUCAAAACGAGUCAACGUUUUGUUGUUGUCUAUAGUGGGGAAGAAACCCAGACAGUUAGUGUUUGCGUUGGGCUUGUAGUUUGUACUCGUUUUAAACUUUCAAUGUAAUUCUUUUUUUUUUUUUAAAGAACAUUUGAAUGUCUCGUUUUUAGGAAGUUUUCAAAUUCAAUCCGCACAGAUAGCAAACGUACAGUGUUCCAAAGUAAUGGAUUCGCGGGUAUCAGAGCUUUUUGCUACAGGUUCCGGACAGAAGUCUGGAUCCCAAGGAGUUGGAUCUAGCUCGGGAAAUUGCUUUGGAAUGGUUUCUAAAAAGUGUUGUGCAAAGAAUGCCAAAAAAGCAAAGAGUAGGUCAUCCCGAACCUGCAAACCAAGCAAUAACCCCCCAUAUAUUCCUCCGGCUAAUCUUCCACCAGAGGCUGAAGAGGGGAAUAUAGAGUACAAGCUGAAGCUCAUCAACCCAACGCAGUACCGCUUUGAACACCUGGCCACGCAGAUGAAAUGGCGUCUACAGGAGGGGCGGGGCGAGGCUGUCUAUCAGAUUGGCGUUGAGGAUAACGGCAUGCUUGUGGGCCUAUCAGAGGAAGACCUGAGGUCAUCACUAAAGACCCUUGGAAGGAUGGCAGAAAAGGUUGGAGCUGACAUCACUGUUCUCAGAGAGAGAGAAGUUGACUACGAUGCUGACAUUCCCCGUAAGGUGGCUGAGGUGCUUAUAAGGAAGGUACCAGACGACCAGCAGUUUUUGGACCUGAGGGUGGCUGUGCUGGGUAAUGUGGACUCAGGAAAGUCAACGCUGCUUGGUGUGCUGACACAGGGUGAGCUGGAUAACGGGCGUGGGCGAGCCCGACUCAACCUUUUCAGACACCUCCACGAGAUCCAGACAGGACGCACUUCAAGCAUCAGCUUUGAGAUCCUUGGGUUUAACAGCAAAGGAGAGGUGGUGAAUUACAGUGAGUCGCGAACAGCAGAGGAGAUCUGUGAGAGUGCCUCUAAAAUGAUCACAUUUAUUGACCUGGCCGGCCACCACAAGUACUUGAAGACUACUAUCUUUGGGCUGACCAGCUACUGUCCAGACUUUGCAAUGCUGGUGGUCAGCGCAAACACGGGCAUUGCUGGUACAACGCGGGAGCACCUGGGUCUGGCCAUGGCUCUGAAGGUGCCCAUCUUCAUUGUCGUCAGUAAGGUAGACCUGUGCAAGCGUGAGACGGUGGAGCGCACCGUCCGACAGCUGGAGCGCAUCCUCAAACAGCCCGGCUGCAACAAAGUCCCUCUGGUGGUGUCCACCACUGAUGACGCCGUUACAGCCGCCCAACAGUUUGCUCAGUCCCCCAGCAUCACUCCCAUCUUCACCGUGUCCAGUGUGUCGGGGGAGAGUCUGGAACUGCUCAAGGUCUUCUUCAACAUCAUCCCCCCACUCAGUAACAGCAAGGAGCAGGAGGAGCUCAUGCAGCAGCUCACUGAGUUUCAGGUGGAUGAGAUCUACACAGUUCCUGAGGUGGGGACAGUAGUGGGAGGAACUCUAUACAGUGGUAUCUGUCGCGAGGGGGAGCAGCUGGUGGUGGGUCCUACAGACUCUGGUCAGUUCCGCGAGCUCACGGUGUGUAGCAUCCAGAGAAACCGCUCUGCUUGCAGGGUACUGAGGGCCGGCCAAGCUGCCACACUCGCACUGGGCACCUUCGACCGCUCACUCCUACGCAAAGGUAUGGUGAUGGUGAGCCCGGAGAUGAAUCCUACUAUCUGCUGGAUGUUUGAGGCUGAGAUUGUGCUGCUGUUCCAUGCCAAGACCUUCCACAAAGGCUUCCAGGUCACUGUGCACGUGGGUAACGUUCGACAGACGGCCACCGUGGAGGCCGUGCAUGGCAAGGAGCUGAGGACUGGAGAAAAGGCAGUAGUGUGUUUUAGAUUCAUCAAACACCCAGAGUACCUGAAAGUCGGGGCCAAGCUGCUGUUCAGAGAGGGAGCCACCAAAGGCAUCGGGCAGGUCACCAAGCUACACCCUGUCUGCCAAUACCAGCCCCCUCAAAGCGAGCAUCAGGCCUAGAACCUGGAACAGCUUAGUGGAACAGGAGAACCAGAGCAGAACCACACUAGUCCCAGCAAGAACCCAGGAUCUACAAGACAAUUGUGAGGGAGGAAUUCCUUCUCUUUCUCCAGUCAAUUUCAGCCUUCCCACUUCUUCUCUCUUCUCUAUACUAAGACAAUCUUAGCACAAGCCUGACUUCCCUAGAAUCUUUUCAGUAUUUUCCACCUUUCAAUUUUGUUUGGUCAAAGCCUAGUUGCCUUUUAAAAGGCUGCUUUUAUUCAACAGAUACAGCUUUCUAGGUUUUACAUUUAUUGCUUAAGCUUUUCUAGAUGCUCAUGAGGGAUGUUUCUUUUGUCCCCGUUUUGAACUGGUUACCAAGCACCAGUCACCGCUGUGAGAUUGACGGGAAAGAUCUGGCUACAGGAGGCUCCAUAUCUCGAUUGUAACCAUGGAAAUAUGAGUAAUGAAGGCUUAAUAAUAGUUAAAAAGUAGUUACCUAUAGUUAAAAGUAGAAACAUAGAUCAUUUCCAAACCCGAGACACAUAUCACCUGCUGGAACAUCACCAGGGCACCCACACCCAAUACACUGAAGGAGACAUGUUCAGCAGUUGAAAAGACACUGAGUUCUCUAAACAGUUUACAAACCAAAAGUACAGGCUUACUGAUGGCAGAUUGAUGUGACUCCUAAGCUACAGCCUUAGGAAGUCAGAGGUUACAAUGAGAAUGUAUCCUCCAUCAUCACCACCCCACUUCAUUUUGCUUGUAUAACCUGUACAGUGCCUGAUUAAAAGUUCAAAAAGAGUAAAAUAGGACUUCAUGAUGAGGCAUUUCCUGCUAUCUUGUACUGUAUAGCCAUCUCACUGGUGUUCAUCAUCCCAAAUACAACAUACUUCCUUUCUAGCACAGUUUGAGAAUGUUUGUGACUUGCAGAAAGGCCUCGAUAGGCCAACUUACAGAGGGAUGAUGUUGCUGCCUACAUUUAAAGUGCUUUAUUUACUCAGGUCAGUAUAUUGUACAUUAGACAGAAUUCUACUCACUCCAAUGAUAAAUAUAGGUGAUUUUGUCACUCAGUAGCUUUAAGGAAUUGUCAACUAUUGCUCCCAAAAUGAUUGUGACUGUUUCUUUGUGUGUUUCAUAAUAUUUGUUUAAAAAAAAAAAAAAGCUGCCACUUUGUGCUGCUGUGUUUAAACUGCCUGUUCAGCAGCCAUGUUGAGGUGGCCUUUUCUGUGGUAUUCUGUUAUGUUACUGAUGUCACUGUUAUUAUGAAAGGGGUGUAACACAGUGCCUAGUGGAACUACUACUUUUAGAGUACCCAUCCAUGACACCCCAAGGUUCAACAAGUUUCUGGGGGAAAAUCUACUUGAUUUGGUGCUACUCCUUCAGCCAGCAUUUGACAUUUAGAAUGUUGUGUGAAUGUGUUGUUUGUUGCUGAAUUCAUUAGUUCAGUGCUGUUGACCUCACCACCUGUCUGAAGUUAUUGCUAGGUUGGAAUGACGCAGAGAAAUCACUCGCUCAUUUAUGCCUAUGAAAAGAGGGAAAAUUACAAUGUUUGUUGCACCUAUAUUAUUGUGUGGUUUGUGUGCACUUGUAGACAGAAUAGUAACAAAGUAUCUCAACCAAAAUAUUUUAUAUUGGAAAAACAAAGAGCCGCUCAUAAAGUUGAUUUUUUUCAUAUACAGAAUGUUUGUUUUUACAGAUUUGUAUCAGGUUUUUAAUUUCACUCAAACCAUCAGUUUUCUAAUCUGUUUUAGUCUAGCACCAACACCAUCAAGUGUCACUUUUUCAGCCACAGAUAGGAUUUUUAUUUUUUUUAAUGAUUUCAUUCAAUCAGAAUCGAGUGAAGUACCAUUUAUGUACAGAUACAAUUUGUAUAUUGUGUACAUAAAUAAACCGUUUUAUUGACUUGA